GCAAGCUGGACAACAAAAAUGGAGAUGAGGCCCAAUAUUUCAACAUUUCUAGUCGUCAUUUUUGCCAUUAUUAUUUUGUCAAAACUCGCUGAGGGCACCACAAGGCACUACAAAUUUGAUAUUAAAUUGAAAAAUGUGACCAGAUUGUGCAAAACAAAAAGUAUAUUGACCGUCAACGGGAAGUUUCCAGGGCCGAGGUUGGUUGCUCGGGAGGGCGAUCGGGUGGUCAUAAAUGUCGUUAAUCAUGUGAAGAACAAUGUGUCUAUUCAUUGGCAUGGGGUGAGGCAAUUAAGGAGUGGAUGGGCUGAUGGGCCGUCCUAUAUAACGCAAUGCCCGAUACAAACUGGUGAGAGUUAUGUGUAUAAUUUUACAAUUGUGGGACAACGGGGAACGCUUCUAUGGCACGCCCAUAUAUCGUGGCUGCGGGUCACCAUUUAUGGGGCCAUUGUAAUUCUACCCAAGCCCAGGGUUCCCUACCCGUUUGAGAAGCCAUACAAGGAGGUCACGCUUUUACUUGGAGAGUGGUUCAAUGCGGACACCGAGGCAAUCAUAUCACAGGCUCUUCAAACUGGCGGACCACCUAACAUCUCUGAUGCCUUCACCAUCAACGGAUUCCCCGGUCUCUUGUACAAUUGCUCCUCCUCCACUAAUACUUCAAAUCCAAGCGACACGUACAAGCUAAAGGUUGAACCUGGAAAGACCUACCUCCUCCGCGUCAUCAACGCCGCCCUCAACGACGAGCUUUUUUUCAGCAUCGCCGGGCAUACCCUCACCAUUGUUGAAGCAGACGCCAACUACGUAAAACCUUUCGACGCCAACACCAUCGUCAUCAGCCCUGGCCAAACCACCAACCUCCUUCUCCGCACCAAGUCAUCUACCCCCAACUCCACCUUCCUCAUCGCCAUCCGCUCCUACAACACCGGCCUAGGAGCCUUCGACAACACUACUGCAUCCGCCAUUCUCGAAUACCCCAACACCAAUCAAGCCCUCACCUUCCUCAUCAUCCCUCCUCUCCCCGCCCUCAACAACACCUUAUUCGUCACCAAUUUUACAACCCAACUCCGCAGCCUGGCAUCCAACCAAUACCCCGCCAACAUCCCGACAACAGUUGACCGUCGCUUCUUCUUCACUGUUGGUCUCGGAACGAGCCCCUGCCCAAACAACGGUACUUGUCAGGGACCCAACGGGACGAAAUUUGCGGCUUCGGUCAACAACGUUUCAUUCGCGCUCCCGUCGACAGCUUUGCUUCAGGCUUAUUUUUUCCGGAGGUCGGAAAAGGUUUAUACGACAGAUUUUCCUGCUAAUCCGCCGUUUGUUUUUAACUAUACAGGGGCGCCGCCGAAUAAUACAUUCGUGGUUAAUGCUACCAAGGUGGAGGUUUUGAAGUUUAAUACGUCGGUGGAAGUGGUGCUGCAGGAUACGAGCAUACAAGGGAUUGAGAGCCAUCCGUUGCAUCUUCAUGGGUUUAAUUUCUUUGUUGUGGGGCAGGGGUCGGGGAAUUAUGAUCCGAUGAGGGAUCCGCCUAAGUUUAAUCUUAAGGAUCCAGUGGAGCGGAAUACGUUUGGAGUGCCGUCGGGUGGAUGGGUAGCACUGCGAUUCCUCGCCGAUAACCCUGGUGUGUGGUUCAUGCAUUGCCACAUCGAAGUGCACAUGAGUUGGGGGCUAAGAAUGGCUUGGAUAGUGCUCGAUGGGGAGUUACAAAAUCAGAAACUUCCACCGCCGCCAUUGGAUCUACCAAAAUGCUGAUCUUAACCGUCCAUUCAUAUUACCGAUCAUUCCGGCUUUUUAUGCUCCGAGGACACUAUACAGCUUGGUUUUACCUAUGCUGAGUAUUUUUGUUUAAUAUUGUCUAUACGGUUUUUUGUAUCGUCAAG
This is a messenger RNA of Phalaenopsis equestris, 1874 nucleotides long. Its product is annotated as laccase-17-like. Bases 19 to 1746 code for a protein of 575 amino acids. The transcript is spliced from 6 exons. Gene Ontology annotation, biological process: lignin catabolic process. Gene Ontology annotation, molecular function: hydroquinone:oxygen oxidoreductase activity; copper ion binding. The record is from RefSeq and is a predicted model, not a curated record. Gene Ontology annotation, cellular component: apoplast. Lineage: Eukaryota; Viridiplantae; Streptophyta; Magnoliopsida; Asparagales; Orchidaceae.